AUGGGGUUCAUAUACCCCAAAAGGUUUCCAAACCCUCCAAAGAACUCUGCGGUUCAACUAUCAACAGCUAUCACAGCCUGCGCUAGGAUUCAUAUGUAUAAAUAUAUAUCAAGGGAUGACUGCUAUUACACAGACACAGACUCUAUAGUUCUUUCCAACCCACUUCCAGAGGAUGAUGUUUCUUCUUCUGAAUUAGGUAAGUUUAAGUUAGAGGAUCAAAUCAAGAAAGAAAAAGAGAAAUUGGAAAGAGAGAUAGCAGAGAAGAAAAUAGAGAAGAAAGAAGAUCAGGAGAUUCUGAAUCAUACUGAAAUAGAGACUCAUCUUACUGAAGACAGAAAACUCUUAGAAAAGAAAAAAGAAGAUGAAAGUGAGGUAACUAAAACAGACUAUAAGAAACCGGAUACCUAA
Messenger RNA from Beta vulgaris subsp. vulgaris (sugar beet), 408 nucleotides. The record is from the annotation of a RefSeq genome assembly. Lineage: Eukaryota; Viridiplantae; Streptophyta; Magnoliopsida; Caryophyllales; Amaranthaceae.